Messenger RNA from Penicillium canariense, 201 nucleotides. RefSeq lists its product as uncharacterized. The record is from RefSeq and is a predicted model, not a curated record. The transcript has 2 exons. NCBI's taxonomy places the organism in Eukaryota, Fungi, Ascomycota, Eurotiomycetes, Eurotiales, Aspergillaceae. Bases 1 to 201 code for a protein of 66 amino acids.
AUGGAAACAUACUAUGGGCUUGUCAAGACGGCAGUCUGCCACGCCUCCAAAGGCGCCUUUCCGAAGAAGAGCGAGAAUCUAUUCGAUCCGGCUCCGUAUAUGUUUGGGACGAACAUGAAGGAGGCAUCAGAAGAUGGACGGACAGCAGAUCAUGGAGCUCGAGUCGGGUCACUGGCAGAUUCCUGGCCUACCGGGAAAUGA